Messenger RNA from Eimeria acervulina, 774 nucleotides. RefSeq lists its product as hypothetical. Bases 1 to 774 code for a protein of 257 amino acids. The transcript is spliced from 2 exons. The record is from RefSeq and is a predicted model, not a curated record. NCBI's taxonomy places the organism in Eukaryota, Apicomplexa, Conoidasida, Eucoccidiorida, Eimeriidae.
AUGCGUCGUCGUCGUAUGGAUGUGAUGAAGAAGAAGAAAGCAGAGGGCGCAAGAGGUAAAGCAAUAAGAGCAGUUAAAAAACAAGUUGAAGAACAAGGACGGCCUCCUUGCAAGAUGGCGAUGAGAGAAUGGAUCGUCCGACUCACCUGCUUAGCAGCUCUGGUAUUAUAUUACAACACUCAAUACCCACAACCAACUGCAGCAAUAGCAGCAGCAAUAGCAGCAGCAAUAGCAGCAGCAAUAGCAGCAGCAAUAGCAGCAGCAAUAGCAGCAGCAGCAAAUGCAGCAGCAAAUGCAGCAGCAAAUGCAGCAGCAAAUGCAGCAGCAAAUGCAGCAACUGUAGCAGCAAAUGCAGCAAAUGUAGCAGCAAAUGCAGCAAAUGCAGCAGCAAAUGCAGCAAAUGUAGCAGCAAAUGCAGCAGCAAAUGUAGCAGCAAUUGCAACAGAAACAGCAGUUGCAGGGGUAGUAGCAGUAGCAGAAGCAGAAGCAGCAGCAGCAACAAUUGCAGCAGUAUCAGUAGCACUAGCAGCAACAGCAGCAGCAAUAUUAGUCGUAGUUGUUGUUGUUAUAGCAUACUUGACAACAUUAUUUGUAGUCUUAUUAAAAGAAGAUCUAUACAAAGACUAUUCGCCUCCUGGACAGCUUAAGUUUCAGGGCUGGCUGUACUGUAAAUGCGGCGAAAUUAAAUACGAAGCGAGGCAAACAAUGUUUAACCGCGGGAUGUUUUGGUGCUUCGGCAAUCAAGCAGAUGCUGACUUCUAUCUUACCCCUUAA